Myxozyma melibiosi is the source of this 1030-nucleotide messenger RNA. RefSeq names its product SAM-dependent RNA methyltransferase. Gene Ontology annotation, biological process: peptidyl-arginine methylation. The coding region runs from base 206 to 913 and encodes 235 amino acids. The transcript has 3 exons. The record is from RefSeq and is a predicted model, not a curated record. Gene Ontology annotation, molecular function: protein-arginine omega-N monomethyltransferase activity. NCBI's taxonomy places the organism in Eukaryota, Fungi, Ascomycota, Lipomycetes, Lipomycetales, Lipomycetaceae.
GUUCUUAUAUCUUUUAUGUCUCUUAUAUCUCUUAUAUCUCUUAUAUAUCUUCUUCUUCUCUUCUUCUCUUCUCUAGUCUCUUCUCUUCUUCUCUUCUCCUCUCAUCACACGGCUCGAUGCUCUGGCUCUGGCGCGGGCACUGCCCCAGGUCCGGCUGGUUCGGUUCAAGCCUUAGUCCCGGUUCCGAACCACCCGCCCGCAGAUCAUGAAAAUCUUCUCGUUUCCGUCCUCGGCUGAUACUCAGUCCUCUUCUAUCUACUCUCACUACUACUACUCAUCCACAGCAAUGGCAAACUACGUCGUCGAGCACAUGGAAGACGGAAUCUUUCCGUGGGUGCUCCUCGAGUACCUCGCCGUGUCCAAGGACGUCGGGGGUGCGGACCACUUCUUCCUCACCUCCAUGAACCCGGACCUGCACGCCUCCCUCCCUCCCCAGCUCGCAGACAAAUCCGUCGUCACCACAACCACAGACGAAGUCAUCGCACUCCCUGCUGUCUCUGCUGCCGCCGCUGCCGGACGCGUCUGUCUGCUCGACCCCGGCGCAGAGCAGGAGCUCGUGCCGGAAGACGGCGACAGAUUCGACUGGUACGUCUUUGGCGGAAUCCUAGGCGACCAUCCGCCGCGAGACCGUACGGCCGAGCUGCGACGGUACGGCUUUGCGGGGCGAAGGCUGGGGCCGGUGCAGAUGACUACCGACACCGCGAUCCGCGUUACGAAGACGGUUGUCGAAGAGAGAUUGCCGCUCGAUAAAAUUCCCUACGUCGACUUUCCCGAGCUGCGAUGGAGCCGGCGCGAGAGCACAGAGAUGCCGUUCAGAUAUGUCGCUGAUGCCAACAACGAGCCAAUAAUGCCGGAGGGCAUGCGCGAACUCAUCAAAGCCGACGCUUCACGGGGCUUUGGCGAUAUGCUGUAGCAGUAAAUAAAGAAAAAAAGAAUAAAAACCAAUUUAAUCUGCUUAACAUUAAGUUCACGCUAAAUCCGGUUUGAAACCAAUUCGAGCCGCGCCGUGUCAAAUGAUCUGCUGCCGCGC